AUAGCAUUGUAUCACGCGAAUAGUCGUAAAUAACACUCAUCAACACAUCGCCGUCGUGUUGUCGGCGACGUGCAAUCAAAAGGCCGGAAUCUAGCCGAGCGCCUUGGCAAGGACCAGCGGGAAGGUUAGGAGCAAGCUGGAUUGAGAACGACGACACAGACUUUUGGUUGCCAGCGCCAGCAACAUCACCACCACCACCGCCGUCAACACACUCAAUCCCCUCUCCACUCCUCGCCGAUACAAUGUCUUCCGCCGUCCUCGCUCGUGUAGCGCGGGCAUCGCGCUUCAGUGCGCAGUCCUGCCGCGUCCGCCCAAUGCGCAGCUUCCAGGUCUCACAGUUCCGCCCUACCACCUCUGCCUUUUCCACCGCGACCACAAAAUUCGCCGAUCACGACGCGCAUGACCCACACCACGAGGAGAGCUUCGAGGAGUUCACCGCCAGGUACGAGAAGGAGUUCGAGCAAGUCCAGGAUGUUUUCGAGCUGCAGCGCAACCUCAACAAUGCUUUCGCCUACGAUUUGGUCCCAUCGCCUUCCGUCAUCACCGCUGCAUUGAGGGCUGCGCGGAGGGUUGAUGACUACCCAACUGCCGUGAGAAUAUUUGAGGGAAUCAAGGCCAAGGUUGAGAACAAGGGACAGUAUGAUGAGUACAUUCAGGAGCUCAGUGGUAUCCGGGAAGAGCUUGGAAUCAACCUUAAGGAGACCAUGUACCCAGAGAGCUCGUGAAGAACACGAUAAGAUGAGAACUGGAUAGAGUGGUGAGGAUCACAGGAUGGGGUGUGAUGUGUGGAGAAAGCAAUACAGAAGGGUGUUGGAGAGACGGAGGCGUGGUUCAGCGCGCUCUGGUAUGCUACAAUAGCCUCGCUCAGCAGAUUUGUACAGGUUUUGCUCUACUCGGGUCUCGUUCACACGCGCAGGGGAGUGGUAAGCGGGUGGUACGAGGAUUGUGAGAGAGUAUGGCGUUUUCACUAAUGAUUGAGUACUGAUCCAUUCUGCGACUUACAUUUUUAGCUGAAGGUCUCCGGACACGACCAACGCAGAGCGACCCUCGGAAGCACUUGGAAACCCCGUACACCUGAGAUGCGGACCAC
Molecule: messenger RNA, 1090 nt
Organism: Cercospora beticola
Lineage: Eukaryota; Fungi; Ascomycota; Dothideomycetes; Mycosphaerellales; Mycosphaerellaceae
Gene: COX6
Product: cytochrome c oxidase subunit VI
Biological process (GO): mitochondrial electron transport, cytochrome c to oxygen
Cellular component (GO): mitochondrial inner membrane
Source: RefSeq, a predicted model, not a curated record